Molecule: messenger RNA, 445 nt
Organism: Ceratosolen solmsi marchali
Lineage: Eukaryota; Metazoa; Arthropoda; Insecta; Hymenoptera; Agaonidae
Gene: Mpc1
Product: mitochondrial pyruvate carrier
Exons: 3
Coding region: 37-354 (105 amino acids)
Biological process (GO): pyruvate import into mitochondria
Cellular component (GO): mitochondrial inner membrane
Source: RefSeq, a predicted model, not a curated record
ACUUUGCAAUAUUAAGAAAUUACAAAAUUAUAAAAAAUGAAUCGAUUAAAAAAAUUAAUAAACAGCAAGGAAACUCGUGAUUAUUUUAUGAGCACACAUUUUUGGGGUCCAGCUGCUAAUUGGUUAAUUCCAAUCGCCGCUAUAUCUGAUAUUAAAAAAGAUCCUAAAUUUAUUAGUGGGAAGAUGACUUUUGCUUUGUGUCUAUAUUCAAUGAUGUUCAUGAGAUUCGCAAUCAAAGUUCAACCACGUAACCUUCUACUUUUUGCUUGUCACUUUACUAACGAGGGUGCACAACUAACGCAAGCAUACAGAUAUAUAGAGUACAGUCGCUCGAAUAAAAAAGAUAAAAAUUAAUGUAAUAGUUGCAAUAUAUCUGUUGUUAAAGAAUUAACAGAAAAUCGCUGCAUUGAAGACUAAUACAGCGAAACCAUGUAACAGAAAAUGC